CCCGUGACUUCCAAAUGUGACUUUAUUUCAGCGACGUUAUUCACGGAGUCAGCGAGGGCGAUGGGCUUGGUCCAAGGCUCGUUUCUGUCCCGAGGGGAGGCUUCAAGCGGCUACCACGUCCACGGGAUUCAAGAUGGCUCCCCUGCAUUCAAGGCCGGUUUGGAGCCAUUUUUCGACUUCAUCAUCUCCAUUGGAAACACAAGACUUAGUAAAGAAGGCGACUUAUUGAAAGACUUGCUGAAGGCCAACGUGGAGAAGGCCGUGAAGCUGCAAGUGUACAACAGCAAGACUCAGCGGGUGAGGGAGCUGGAGGUGACCCCGGGCAACAUGUGGGGGGGCCAGGGCCUCCUGGGGGCCAGUGUCCGCUUCUGCAGCUUUGAGGGGGCCGCUGAAAACGUCUGGCACGUCCUCGACGUCGAGGCCGACUCCCCCGCAGCCUCCGCCGGCCUCGUCCCGCACGUCGACUUCAUCGUGGGAGCUGACCAGCUGUUGCAGAGUACUGAAGACUUCUUUUCUUUAAUUGAAGCCAACGAGGGCAAACGGCUCAAGCUGCUAGUGUACAACACGAAGAGCGAGCGGUGCAGAGAAGUGGAGGUGACGCCCAAUGGAGGUUGGGGAGGAGAAGGAAGCUUGGGCUGCGGUAUCGGCUACGGCUAUUUGCACCGUAUUCCGACCCGUCCGCCUGCGGCCGGCGUUUCGCCGUCUGACGUGGGUGGCAACGAGGUGCCUUUGCUAAGUGGAGAUAAACUUUGUGAGCAGCGCCAUUGUGGAGCCGCCCAAUCGUCAGACUUUGAUUUCUCCUCCAUGCCCCAAAUAUGUCCUGAAUUGGACUCGGAGAAUCAAACGACUGGGCCCGCCCAGGUUGGAGAUCCGAACGAGAGAGACUGUCUCGGUCCUGUCGUCGCCACGGAAACGCGACCCGCCAUCGAGGUGCGACUCGCUGAACCUAUUUUGAACUCUUGAUGUUAAGACGUGCCUGGAAUAAUUGCCAUAGCCAUAUUAGACUUGCAAAAAAAAAAAAAGCUUCUUUAUUGCUGCGUAUGCUAAUUUGCACAUUUUACCUCCAAAGAUUUAAGUUCUUGUCAUGUGGCCAUCCAGUGAGGACACUCACUGCACUGUUUACAAAUCUCAGGCAUUUAUUGUAUCGCCUUUUUGCCUUUUUUCCAACCUGAUUGCUUGCCUACACAUUGCGACGGUUCUCGUGUUUAAUUGUCUAUUGUAAAAUUUAUAAUUAUAGAAUUAUGUCAUUGAUUUUAACAAUGGAUGAAAGAUUAUUUAUUCAACCUUCAGUUACCUGCUAAUUUUAAGCAUAAAUAUGGUAAAUCCGUUUGCAUCAAGGUCUGUCUUUAUGUAUAUGUGUAUUUGCCACACAAAAAUGAUAAAUUAGACAUUUUCACAUUCAUUUUCAACCCCUUUUCACUGCCAAGUCGUUUAACAAAACUCAACAACUCAAGUCAACAUGUGACAAUGGCUUGGCUUUCAAGUUGUCUGCAAUU
Syngnathoides biaculeatus (alligator pipefish) is the source of this 1496-nucleotide messenger RNA. Its product is annotated as Golgi reassembly-stacking protein 1-like. The transcript has 8 exons. Gene Ontology annotation, biological process: Golgi organization. The record is from RefSeq and is a predicted model, not a curated record. Gene Ontology annotation, cellular component: Golgi apparatus. Bases 61 to 963 code for a protein of 300 amino acids. NCBI's taxonomy places the organism in Eukaryota, Metazoa, Chordata, Actinopteri, Syngnathiformes, Syngnathidae. Gene Ontology annotation, molecular function: protein binding.